GCCAUGUCGCACAAAGGCCACUCAAUUGUCACAAUAGAGUCUCUGGACUCAGGCUUUGAGCCACGCACAUAUAAGCAGACAUCCCCAUUAGAUUAUUUCACUGACACACUGUUGCUUGUGAGACCAUACUUCAGGGUGGCCAAUCGUAGACUGCCGCAUAGAGUCCUGUCAUCCAUGGCACCCCCUUUGUUUUUCCCAGAGUUCAGACGCGUCUACUCUGACCUGAAAGGCCCACUGUUGAUCAUGGUGUCCUUGGCCUCCAUUCUUCUUUAUGGCCUCUACAGCCCUGAGCGGACACUGAUGUGGGACAUAGCAGCAACAGCAAAGCUAACUGUGGGAUAUUGGCUGGGUCUGUCUGUAUUAGCCUUCUUCCUGGGAUACUUUUGCCAGACAAACCUUACGCUACCACAGUUCCUCUCCAUCACGGGUUACAGCCUCACUGGCCACUGCCUUGUGCUGCUCAUUGCUGAGGUGCUGCACCAGGAGGAGAACCAUGGAGUUUUCUUCUUUCUUACAACAGUUUUUGGGGGGCUUGCCACAGGGAGGCUCGUCAUUAUCAUCCUGGCUAGAACGCCUGGGCCUGCACAGCGUCUUGUGAUGUGCUCUGUGCUGGCCUGUGUCAAUCUCAUGCAUCUUAUCUACAUCCACUUUGCUUGCAUGAGGAACAAGUUUCAAAUUUGAACAUACAUACAGUUUGAUUUGAUUUUUUUUUUUUUCCACUCACAAAUGGUUAACAGAUUUUAAAUGAACUCUGUUUCUUGAUUUUAAUUAAUGCAAGAAAACCUUUGUUGAUCUUGUUAUUUGUAUAAAGGACGACUGAACAUUAAACAAACACUUUGAUGUAGUUCUGUCAGGAAAGGACUUUGUAAAUAUAUGGAAAGUAAUAAAAAGAAACAAUUCUU
Penaeus chinensis is the source of this 902-nucleotide messenger RNA. Its product is annotated as protein YIPF3-like. The transcript has a single exon. The record is from RefSeq and is a predicted model, not a curated record. Lineage: Eukaryota; Metazoa; Arthropoda; Malacostraca; Decapoda; Penaeidae. The coding region runs from base 4 to 681 and encodes 225 amino acids.